AUGGCCGCCUCACCGAGCAUCAUGUCCGCCCCGCACCAGGGACCCGCCACCGCAUCCCUCCCCAAUCGCCCCGGAGAGCCAGAGUUUCAGUUGGGCCUCAACCAGACGUGCAUCCCAUUCCCGGGCGGCCGCUUCGGCGUGCCCCAGUACAUCGACCUGCAGAUCACCAACAACUCGGCCGAGCGCCAAACAUUCAAGGUGAAGUGCACGUCGGCUGAGCUGUUCCGCGUGCAGCCGCCGAUGGGGAUGGUGAAGAAGGGCGAGUCGUACCGUGUGCGGCUCUGGUUCCAGAACAAGACCCUGCAGGACCUGAAGGUCGCCCGCCACUACUUUGCCAUCUACCACAUGCGCUGCGACGCCUCGGUCACCGAUCAGAUGUCUCGCGAGCUGUGGAAGCGGGACGCGAAGUUCGAGGGUGUUCGCCGUCUGCCGGUCAUCUUCCACCAGCCGCAGGGCGUGCCGCCCGGUGUUGCUGGCGCUUCUCCCGCCGCCCCCGCCCCGCCGCCGCAA
This is a messenger RNA of Mesorhabditis spiculigera, 510 nucleotides long. Lineage: Eukaryota; Metazoa; Nematoda; Chromadorea; Rhabditida; Rhabditidae. The record is from the annotation of a GenBank genome assembly.